AUGAAGUCAGUGAUGAGAAACCAUUCGGCAAUAAUGACGUUCAUCAUAAUGGGUUUGACAAAUGACCCACAACUGGAGAUUUUGGUUUCUGCCUUUCUGUUUAUCACAUACAUGUUGAGUGUGGUUGGGAAUCUGACUAUCAUUUCUCUCAUCUUGGUGGAUUCUCAUUUAAAGACAGCUAUGUAUUUUUUUCUUCAAAACUUCUCUUUCUUAGAACUCUCAUUCACAACGGCCUGUAUCCCAGCAUACCUGUACAUCAUAUCAAGUGGGGACAGAACCAUCACCAUUAAAGCCUGCUUCAGCCAAAUAUUUUUUAUUGUCCUCUUUGGAGCUACAGAAUUUUUUCUCUUGGCUGUGAUGUCCUAUGACCACUAUGUGGCCAUCUGCAAACCCCUGCAUUACGUGACCAUCAUGAACAGCAGAGUCUGCAGGAAUCUCAUCCUCUGUUGUUGGGUAUCAGGUCUAUUGAUUAUCCUCCUGCCCCUUGGCCUAAGCCUCCAGCUGGAAUUCUGUGACUCUGUUACUGACCUUUACUGCGAUGCUUCUCCAAUACUGAAGAAUUCAUGUUCAGAUACAUGGUUUAUAGAGCAGCUGGUUAUAGUCUGUGCUGUGCUGACCUUCAUAAUGACGCUUUUUUGUGUUGUUCUGUCCUACGUAUACAUCGUUAGGAUGGUUCUGAGAUUACCCUCUGCCCAGCAAAGGAAAAAAGCCUUUUCCACCUGUUCCUCCCACAUGAUUGUGGUUUCCAUCACAUAUGGCAGCUGUAUUUUCAUGUAUAUCAAACCUUCAGCUAAGGAUGAAGUGGCCAUUAAUAGGGCAGUUUCUCUGCUCACUCCGUCUGUUGCCCCUUUGUUGAACCCCUUCAUUUAUACCCUGAGAAAUAAACAAGUAAAGCGGUCUUUCCAUGAUGCUCUCAAAACAUUUGUAUUUCACUCAAAGAAGCAGUAG
This is a messenger RNA of Equus quagga, 948 nucleotides long. Its product is annotated as olfactory receptor 6C2-like. The record is from RefSeq and is a predicted model, not a curated record. Gene Ontology annotation, biological process: G protein-coupled receptor signaling pathway. Gene Ontology annotation, molecular function: G protein-coupled receptor activity; olfactory receptor activity. Gene Ontology annotation, cellular component: membrane. NCBI's taxonomy places the organism in Eukaryota, Metazoa, Chordata, Mammalia, Perissodactyla, Equidae.